Molecule: messenger RNA, 1092 nt
Organism: Morchella sextelata
Lineage: Eukaryota; Fungi; Ascomycota; Pezizomycetes; Pezizales; Morchellaceae
Exons: 4
Coding region: 1-1092 (363 amino acids)
Biological process (GO): positive regulation of transcription by RNA polymerase II
Molecular function (GO): DNA-binding transcription factor activity, RNA polymerase II-specific
Source: RefSeq, a predicted model, not a curated record
AUGCCUUCACAAUUUAUCGAUUCUUUCUCUCCAAUGGAGGCUUCUAUCGAUUCUCCCACCGUUACAAAGGACGAACCCCUCGACUUCGAUGAUUUCGGUAGUCUCGGUAUGUUGAUGACCGGCCCAAUCACUCCAGCCUCGACAGCUCCGAGUGAUCUCUACAUCGGAACCCCUUGUGGGGAUUCUCCUACUCCCAGCUAUUCGGAAAGCCCUGGAAACAGUCUCUCCCCAACUCCUGGCCCAGGUGAAGCCCCGAAAGAUGGUGAAAAGAAGCCAGUCAAGAAACGAAAGUCAUGGGGCCAAGUUCUUCCUACACCAACAACCAACCUUCCUCCUCGCAAACGUGCCAAGACUGAACCUGAAAAGGAGCAGCGUAGGAUUGAGCGUGUUAUUAGAAACCGCCAAGCAGCACAAACCUCUCGGGAACGAAAACGGUUAGAGUACGAGGCACUCGAAAAGGCCAAGGCUGCUCUUGAGGUUGACAACAACGAGCUCAAGAGCAAGUUGACUCUCACCGAAAGAGAGAACAUCGAGCUUGCCCAACGUCUUUCCAACCUUGAGCAACAAGUCAAAAUGUUCCAAGACACCAUGAACGUUGCCAGACAGAUCGCCGACAAGGUCAAUUUCUCACAGUCUGGUGUUCCAGUCCCAACUGACAUCCCAUCACCUGUCGGCUCUGAUGACGUUCCCUCCAGAAUGUCCUUUGUCGACAACACUCUUGAUCCAAAUACCCUUUUCUCUAAUGAAGCAAUACCUACUGUUGGCAACAAUGACAUCGACGAUCUAUUCGAUUCAGAUGCCUUUUCUACAACUUUUCUUGAGUCUCAAACGGGGGACCAAGAUUCCGGAUACUCAACUAGCACGCUUUUCUCCCUUGAUUCUUUGGUUGAUUACGACCAAACCGACCAAGCAGCUUUGGCGACGACUUCUGACCUGCAACCCGGCCUGCGCGCUCCUAUUGGUAGCGACGGACGAGCGACUGCAAUCGGAGUCGAGCAAUGUGAUGAGAUUGAUUACGGACCCGUGAAACGGUCUGCAACAUGGAACAUUUCAAGGCGUCCUGGAAGUCCAGGUUGUGGGGGGUUUGUUUGA